UUACACAUUUUAUUUCACAGAAGAAAAAAUCAUUGUUAACAGCCUGUAGUUACAAAAUCAUUGCCAUUGUUCUUGCACAGAAGUACUAUUGAUUUCUAAUGAUCAGAAAUGGAGGUUAUCCCCGGAAUCGAUUUUUGGAAAUACUUACAGAAUUGGUUGUUAGAGAAUCUAGUUAGUUCAUUGGAUUUAGAAGCAUUCACAUUGUAACUAAUAUAUAGAUUGCAAUUUGCAAGUAUUUUAUUACAUCGUACUGUCGAUGUAUCCAUCGUUGUUAUACUAUAUAUGACGUCCUCACCUGGAUCCAAUCCUGCAAUCAUCGAGCUGUCCAUCAAUGGCUGCUGCUGCUCUUCUACGCCUGGUUUCGAUUUUGGUUCUCAUAGCCAUCAUUGAGGGCCGAUUUCUGAGGCUCAAUUCAUCCGAUGAUCAUUUGACCUCAGAUGGAGUUGAUCAUAUUGUCCAUAACCAGACAUCAAGUGUUAAGACAUUAGGCGCCGCGCCGCCCAUCCCGACCACAUGCGACCACCAAUAUGGCUUCCUGCCCUGUGCCGAAAACCCCUUGGGAUAUAUCUUCCAGAUUGUUGUGUAUCAGCUCCUGCUCACAUAUGGCGGACAGCAGAUAGGCAGCGGGAGUAAGGUUUUGUUCAGCAUACUCGGAGUUGGGAAAUUCGGGGGAAUCAUAUUCCGAAUCCUCAUGUCCCUGCCAUCGAUGGUGUUAAUGAUUGUUUCAGGAGUGUUCAGCAGCAAAGAGAAUGCUCAAUCGCAGGUCUCGUUUGGCGUAGGACUUUACGCCGGAAGCACUGUGUUUAGUCUCACACUGCAAUGGGGGAUUUGUGUAAUUUUUGGUAGACGGAAGUUGGAUAACGAUCAUUCUGAAUUGGCUCCGCAAUCAUCUUGUUUUCUGGCGAAGGAGAAACUCACCUUCUUGACAGAUAUUGGAGUGAAAACUGAUCCCGAGACUCGGACGACUGCAGGCAUUGUGGUCCUAUCUUUAGUUCCUUAUGUCAUCGUGCAAUUGGUUAAUUUGUUUCAUACGGCAUCCGGAGUGCGCGCCAUGACUUUGAUCGCGCUGAUUGUGUCGACAUUGUCUUUGUUGUCGUACUUCGCCUAUCAGAUUUUGUAUCCUAAGAUUCAGGAGAGGAGCUUACACUACACCAAGUACGAAGUUCUUCGAACAGGUUUUCUGAAGCACAUUCAACGGCAGGGACAGCUCGUGAACGAACAGGGGAAGCUCAACACUGAUGUUAUAAAAAACCUGUUCGACAACGUAGAUAAGGAUGAUGAUCACAGCAUCACCAAGACUGAGUUGAGUGGUUUGGUGCUCGAUAUCAUCCGCAGUGGGAAGGUGAAGGUCGAUGAAAAGUUUGCCAUGGCAGAAGUGAUGAAAGUUUUUGAUUCCAACGACGACAGGAGCAUAACCGAGGAAGAAUUUGUCAAGGGAUGCAAGAAAUGGAUCGAUGAAACCAACAAUUCAUCUGAAAACCACAACUCAUCUUCCAAAGAUGUUUUUCAGGAGCUCUUGGAGAUAUUCAAAGAGAAUAAAGAAAAUGAUCCCAAGGAAAUUGACAGGAUAAUGUCGAAGAUUUUGAAGCAUGCUCAAACUCAGCUGCUGAAAUCUGAAUCACUGAUCGGUGAAGAUGGGAAGCCUAAUGUUGGUCGCAUCCAGACUCUCUUCAAGCAGUUCGACUUGGAUGGAGAUAAAUCGAUAUCAUUUUCUGAACUCAAUCAACUAAUAAGUACUGUGAAGUUCGGCGAAAUGAAGGCGAAAUCUGAGGACACCAUCAUGGAGUUGUUCAAGGAUUUCGAUAAGGACGGCGAUCAAAUAAUCAACGAACCAGAAUUCAUAGAGGGAGUAUCGAAGUGGCUGAAUAAGGCCAUUAGCGUUGCGAAAACAUCAGACAAGAGUAAAGCUAUUGACGAAUUCGACAAGAUCGUAUGGAAGAAAACACUCGACAAGCGCGCAUUUUUCGUAUCCAUUUUCCAGCUCGCAUUAGGCAUCGUUAUGCUUACCUUCCUCGGAGGGCCACUGAUGAACAACAUUCUGCAGCUAUCCUUCGCGAUGAACUUAUCAUCCUUCAGCAUCUCCUUCGUCAUCGUACCUGUGGCGAUGAACGCAAGAGCUGCCAUAGCAGCAUUGAUGCCGGCGAGCGAGAAGAACGAAAUAAGUGCUUCACUGACAUUUUCCGAGAUAUACGGCACGGUGAUCAUGAACAACGUGGCGGGGUUGACGACGCUGCUGGCGAUUGUGUACGCGAAGGACUUGAGAUGGGAUUUCUCAGCAGAAGUUCUGACGAUCCUGUUCGUCGGCGCCGUCAUCGGAAUUCUGGCGUAUAGAUGCAAAACUUAUCCUCUGUGGACAUGCAUUUUGGCAUUUGCUCUCUAUCCUUUCUCCUUAACCUUGUAUUACUUGGUUCAGCUUUUCUUCAAGUGGAAUUGAUAAGUUUCGAUGUGUUUGUUUCAUAGGCAUUUCCUCUGAAUAAUAAAGAUUCUGUUGCACAUUUUUA
This is a messenger RNA of Andrographis paniculata, 2501 nucleotides long. RefSeq names its product sodium/calcium exchanger NCL1-like. The transcript is spliced from 9 exons. Bases 332 to 2434 code for a protein of 700 amino acids. The record is from RefSeq and is a predicted model, not a curated record. NCBI's taxonomy places the organism in Eukaryota, Viridiplantae, Streptophyta, Magnoliopsida, Lamiales, Acanthaceae. Gene Ontology annotation, cellular component: membrane. Gene Ontology annotation, biological process: intracellular calcium ion homeostasis; calcium ion transmembrane transport. Gene Ontology annotation, molecular function: calcium:proton antiporter activity; calcium ion binding.